Aspergillus chevalieri is the source of this 453-nucleotide messenger RNA. RefSeq lists its product as uncharacterized. Lineage: Eukaryota; Fungi; Ascomycota; Eurotiomycetes; Eurotiales; Aspergillaceae. The record is from RefSeq and is a predicted model, not a curated record. The transcript has a single exon. The coding region runs from base 1 to 453 and encodes 150 amino acids.
AUGGCCCGCCUCGACACGACAGUCACCGUCCUCGACGCAUUCAACAUCUACGCCAACCUCGACACAGCCGAUUUCCUCUCAGACCGCUACGGCGAUGACAUCGUCCCCGAAGACGAGCGCACAAUCUCAGACCUCCUAGUUGACCAGAUCGAGUUCGCAGACGUCCUCAUCAUCAACAAAACCGAUAUGAUCGAUCCUCCCCGUCUGCAGCGCAUCAAACACCUCCUUACACUCCUGAACCCUAGUGCCAAGGUCCUUGAGUCGAAGUACUCGAAAGUCGAUGUGAGGGAGAUCAUCUCCACUGGCCGGUUUGAUUUCCUCAAGGCUGCUAGUGGUGCGGGCUGGUUGAGGAGUCUGCAUGAGAUGACUAUGCAGAAGACGGGGAACGGGGACCGGAUGGCGCCGAAGCCGGAGACUUUGGAGUACGCCCCUUCCCCCUUCAUAUGUGAUUGA